CCCUUCGGCCUCAGGAUGAUGGCCGGGGCCCGCGGGACGAGAGGGCCACUCCUGCUCCUGCAGGGCGCUCUCCUCGGAUUCGUGGCAGGGAAAGAAGUCAGAUCGGCCCUGCAGAGCCUCCCGCAGCCGAUGUCUCCCUCCGAUUUCCUAGACAAGCUGAUGGGCCGGACGUCUGGUUACGAUGCUCGCAUAAGGCCCAACUUCAAAGGCCCGCCCGUCAAUGUGACAUGCAACAUCUUCAUCAACAGCUUUGGUUCAGUCACAGAAACGACCAUGGAUUACCGGGUCAAUGUCUUUCUGCGGCAGCACUGGAAUGACCCCCGCCUGGCUUAUUGGGAAUACCCUGACAGCUCCCUCGAUUUGGACCCCUCCAUGCUGGACUCCAUCUGGAAGCCGGACCUCUUCUUUGCCAAUGAGAAGGGGGCGAACUUCCAUGAGGUCACUACAGACAACAAGCUCCUGCGCAUUUUCAGAAACGGGGGUGUGCUGUAUAGCAUUAGGCUGACUCUUAUCCUCUCCUGCCCCAUGGAUCUCAAGAACUUCCCUAUGGACACUCAGAUAUGCACCAUGCAGCUGGAGAGCUUUGGUUACACCAUGAAUGACCUGAUCUUUGAGUGGGAGACGGAGCAGGAGGCUGUGCAGGUGGCUGAAGGCUUAACACUCCCUCAGUUUAUUCUGCGGGAUGAGAAAGAACUGGGCUAUUGCACCAAAUCCUACAACACAGGGCAGUUCACCUGCAUCGAAGUGAAGUUCCGCCUGGAGAGGCAGAUGGGCUACUAUCUGAUCCAGAUGUACAUCCCAAGCUUGCUGAUUGUCAUCCUUUCUUGGGUCUCCUUUUGGAUCAACAUGGAUGCUGCACCAGCCCGGGUGGGGCUCGGCAUUACCACUGUGCUGACCGUGACCACCCAGAGUGCAGGGUCUCGGGCAUCCUUGCCUAAGGUCUCCUACGUCAAAGCCAUUGAUAUCUGGAUGGCCGUCUGUCUGCUCUUCGUCUUUGCCGCCCUGCUGGAAUAUGCGGCGGUCAACUUUGUCUCGCGCCAGCAUAAGGAGCUCCUGCGCCUACGGCGGAGCCAACGGCGGCAGAGGAUGGAAGAAGAGGUGGUCCGUGAGAGCCGCUUCUACUUCCAGGGCUAUGGACUGGGCCAUUGCCUGCAGCGCAUGAAAACUGGGGCAGCCAUGGAAAGCCCCACCUGCAGCCCGCCGGCGCCAGCCUCCCUCCUGCGGGAAGGAGAAAUGCUCCGGAGGCGCUACGUGGAGCGGGCCAAGCGCAUCGACACCAUCUCCCGGGCCGUCUUCCCCUUCGCUUUCCUGCUCUUCAACAUCUUCUACUGGGUGCUCUACCGAGUGCUGCACCAAGCGGCCCCUUGAAGCCCAAGGGGCGGGACGUGCCUUUCGGUGGCUUCCUUGGGAGCUUCUGGGCUGGAGGGCAGACACGCCCUGAUUCCUUUCCCAAAUGCCAUGCCGAGACAUUUGGCAGACUUUGCACAAGGCCCAGGCUUGCAAAAGAAAGGUAUGGGACAUGCACCACUGCUGAGCAUGAUAGGAUUUGGGGUGGCCGUAUUUCAUCAGGAGGAGCACUGCGGGAGGCCGCCUGUCUUUUCUAGAGUUGUGCUUGGGG
Molecule: messenger RNA, 1618 nt
Organism: Pseudonaja textilis
Lineage: Eukaryota; Metazoa; Chordata; Lepidosauria; Squamata; Elapidae
Product: glycine receptor subunit alpha-4
Biological process (GO): monoatomic ion transmembrane transport
Cellular component (GO): plasma membrane
Molecular function (GO): transmitter-gated monoatomic ion channel activity; glycine binding; transmembrane signaling receptor activity
Source: RefSeq, a predicted model, not a curated record